Messenger RNA from Triticum turgidum subsp. durum (durum wheat), 810 nucleotides. Lineage: Eukaryota; Viridiplantae; Streptophyta; Magnoliopsida; Poales; Poaceae. The record is from the annotation of a GenBank genome assembly.
AUGCCCAACCGCAGCCUCGACAUCCAUCUCCAUGGCAAGCAGGGCACCUUCCUCACAUGGCCGAUGAGGAUGAGGAUAGUGAUGGAGCUCGGGUCCGUGCUGCUCUACCUCCACGAGGAGUGGGAGCAGUGCGUGCUGCACCGGAACAUCAAGCCCAGCAACAUGAUGCUAGACGAGUCAUUUGGAGCUAAGCUGGGCGACUUCGGGCUCGCAAGGCUUGUCGACCAUGCCACCGGGACGCAGACUAUGACCGCAGUCUCAGGGACUCCGGGCUACUUGGACCCCCAGUGUGUCGUCACCGGCAGGGCCAGCGCUGAGUCAGACGUGUACAGCUUCGGCGUGGUUCUGCUGGAGGUGGUGUGCGGCAGGAAGCCGAUGAGCUUCACUGCGACCGAUCAGGACCAGCAACAAAAGAACGGUGGCGUGUUCCGGCUGGUUGAGUGGGUUUGGGGGCUGUACGGCCGGGGAUCUAUUCUUGAGUCCGCCGACAAGCUGCUGAAUGGUGACUUAGACGCAGCACAGGUGGAGAGGGUGCUGGUCGUCGGGCUGUGGUGUGCACACCCGGACCCGAGCGCGCGGCCAACCAUCAGAGAAGCCAUGGCCAAGCUCCACUCCAAGGUCGACAAGCUGCCAGUGCUCCCCUCCAAGAUGCCGGUGCCGACAUAUGCUCAGCCACCGUCCGCCUUGGACGUGGAUGAUGGGCUGUCAACGUUGCUGCCAUCGUCCACCAGCACCAGCGUCCCACCGCACACCACUUGUACAACAACCAGUUCUUCAGACGGACAUGGUAGCACCUCGACGACCAGUUAA